This is a messenger RNA of Linderina pennispora, 1012 nucleotides long. RefSeq lists its product as uncharacterized. The annotation marks the transcript as partial. Lineage: Eukaryota; Fungi; Kickxellomycota; Kickxellomycetes; Kickxellales; Kickxellaceae. Gene Ontology annotation, molecular function: protein binding. The record is from RefSeq and is a predicted model, not a curated record. The transcript is spliced from 3 exons.
UUACACACUCACGCGUCUGGUUCCACAAGCAAAUACUGCUGUAUCUGUGCCGCACCGUGCUUUAUUCCUGACGAUGUGCUACCUCAUUUGACACUCCGCGAUCGGCGCCACUUGAGUAACGCCAGAGUACUUGGCAGACGCGGAAUUUCGCACCCCGCACUGACAUGGAAGCACAACAGCGAUCACAACGUUAUGGCAUGCGUCGGGUACACCUACCAUGUCUACGAAUCUUUUGAUCCGGCCAACCCCACCCACUGUCUAUCAGUUCAUAGAUCAUGCUAUGCGCUGCUGACAGAACGGCUCGAGACGACGUGCAUGGUGGACUCACACAGCCUGAUGCACAAACUGGCACCCCACAUUGGACCCCGUGGAGUGCUGGCCUUGCCUACGCCUAAACGCGUGCCCCCAGAUGCAUACUCGCACUGGAUGAUGUGUGACCCCACUGAUAUUCCUGCGACACCACUAUCGCUGGAAUUCAGCACAUGCAGAGAUAUGCCACUGGGAGCGGUGGCGGCAGAGUGUGCGGAUCUGCUUCUGGACAGUGGAGAGCGUGAUAUUCCUCACCAGCUUUUAACGCCCCCGCUUUCGCCGGCCGACUCACACCGGUGCUCAGAAUUUGAACCACCAGAGCAACUGCCUCCUCCAGCCAAAGUCAAGUAUGACUUGCUAUCACUCCCACCGCAUGUUUUGCUCGGAAUUGUAGCAAACCUGGAGCUGCACAGCAUCUACAACUUGGCACAAACGUGCUCUGCAUUCCGCAUGUAUUUUGGCAUGGGCUCGUCGAUAUGGGCGUUGAUGUGCCAUUCCACUUUUGCCUACGCACCAAAAUUCUCCAGCCCAGCACACUCUGCCUCGUACUAUUUGAAAGUGCGUGGCAACACGCGGCUCGAGCGCCAGGUACUAUGGCAGCGCAGGCGCAUAGAGGACAUUAUUAAGCAAAUGGAAACCAUAUACCAUUCUGCCCAAAUCUAACAAGCAAGUUGGUACCAGUACAUAUAUUCGAAGAAAGCGU